Messenger RNA from Pogoniulus pusillus (Red-fronted tinkerbird), 1941 nucleotides. RefSeq names its product tubulin gamma 1 (gene TUBG1). Lineage: Eukaryota; Metazoa; Chordata; Aves; Piciformes; Lybiidae. Gene Ontology annotation, cellular component: centrosome; gamma-tubulin complex; cytoplasm. Gene Ontology annotation, biological process: meiotic spindle organization; mitotic spindle organization; microtubule nucleation. Gene Ontology annotation, molecular function: GTP binding; structural constituent of cytoskeleton. The record is from RefSeq and is a predicted model, not a curated record. The transcript is spliced from 11 exons. The coding region runs from base 88 to 1443 and encodes 451 amino acids.
CUGGCGCGGGGCGGGAGUCGCGGCCGCAGCUGAGGCCGGCGGCGAGCGGAGCCCAACCGGGCCGCACCGGACCGCGCCUCGGCCGCCAUGCCGCGGGAGAUCAUCACUCUGCAGCUGGGCCAGUGCGGCAACCAAAUCGGGUUCGAGUUCUGGAAGCAGCUCUGUGCCGAGCAUGGCAUCAGCCCUGAGGGCAUCGUGGAGGAGUUCGCCACCGAGGGCACCGACCGCAAGGACGUCUUCUUCUACCAGGCAGACGAUGAGCACUACAUCCCACGCGCCGUGCUGCUGGACCUGGAGCCCCGAGUCAUCCACUCCAUCCUCAACUCCCCGUACGCCAACCUCUACAACCCCGAGAACAUUUACCUGUCUGAGCACGGCGGCGGCGCCGGCAACAACUGGGCCAGCGGCUUCUCGCAGGGGGAAAAAAUUCACGAAGAUAUUUUUGAUAUAAUAGACAGAGAAGCUGAUGGCAGCGACAGUUUGGAAGGCUUUGUGCUUUGCCACUCCAUCGCCGGUGGCACAGGUUCUGGGCUGGGCUCCUACCUGCUGGAGAGGCUGAAUGACAGGUAUCCCAAGAAGCUGGUGGAGACCUACUCGGUGUUCCCAAACCAGGAUGAGAUGAGUGAUGUUGUUGUCCAGCCCUACAACUCCUUGCUGACGCUGAAGAGGCUGACCCAGAAUGCUGACUGCGUGGUGGUCCUGGACAACACAGCCCUGAACCGGAUUGCCACAGACCGGCUGCACAUCCAGAACCCAUCCUUCUCCCAGAUCAACCAGCUGGUCUCCACCAUCAUGUCUGCCAGCACCACCACGCUGAGGUACCCUGGCUACAUGAACAACGACCUGAUCGGGCUGAUUGCCUCGCUCAUCCCCACGCCGCGCCUGCACUUCCUCAUGACUGGCUACACACCGCUCACCACCGACCAGUCGGUGGCCAGUGUGAGGAAGACCACUGUGCUGGAUGUGAUGAGGAGAUUGCUACAGCCAAAAAACGUGAUGGUGUCCACUGGGCGAGACAGGCAGACCAACCACUGCUACAUUGCCAUCCUCAACAUCAUCCAGGGGGAGGUGGAUCCUACGCAGGUUCACAAGAGCCUGCAGCGGAUCCGGGAGCGGAAGUUGGCCAACUUCAUCCCCUGGGGUCCUGCCAGCAUCCAGGUGGCUUUGUCCCGCAAGUCACCCUACCUGCCGUCCGCGCACCGUGUCAGCGGCCUCAUGAUGGCAAACCACACCAAUAUCUCCUCGCUGUUCGAGCGGACGUGCCGGCAGUACGACAAGCUGCGCAAGCGCGAGGCCUUCCUGGAGCAGUUCCGCAAGGAGGACAUCUUCAAGGACAACUUCGACGAGCUGGACAACUCCCGGGAGAUCGUGCAGCAGCUGAUCGACGAGUACCACGCGGCCACGCGCCCGGACUACAUCUCCUGGGGCACGCAGGAGCAGUGAGCGACCCGCGGGGACAGGAGGCUCCCACGGACGCCUCCGUGCACUCGGCAGAGCUCAGUCUGUGCCGCGCACACCUCUAGCACCCCUCAGCGCUGCCCGGGCGCGGUGGAGCUUGCGCUGGCCGCUCACGCUGCGCUCCUCUGUGGAAGCAGCUCUCCCCCUGAACACCCUCGGUGGGGGACAGCCUCUGCUCCACUUCGUGCCCUGACCCAGGGUGGGACUGGGGCAGCUGUGCCAGUGCUGGUAGAGAGCCUCUGCCCGUGGGGGCAACACUCACGAGGGAGAGGAGAGUGAACGCUCACGAGGAGGAGCUUGGAACAGGCCUGGCCCGAAUGGUUGGGUGCACAAGACUCCUGUGGCCAAAGGCUGUGUGUGGCUGAGCCAGUCCUCACCCCGGGCAGGAGCCUUGUUCCUCCUUCACCAGUCCAGGCCUGGGGCCCAGCUCUAGCUAUAUUUUUGUAGGCUAUUUUGCUUUAAUAAAGGCUGUUCCUGCACUGA